CGACUCGCUCGAGCAUUUCCCUGCGGCUACUGCGACUCGCCGUUUUAUUGUUCGUUCAACCCGAAUUGAACUGCUUCCAGCCGACACCGUUUGCUGAAACGCCCCUGGGACAACGGUCCUCGACAACACCCCGGGGAGGUUUGCACGUUCCUGGCAGCGAAGGCGAAGGAACUUGCCUGGGACUAUCUCUGGUGAUCGCACGAACGCUCGCUGCCCGGUGGCAGCCGAAUCCCCCGGUCGACCGCAUCCGGAGAUCGAAGUGCGACAACGGUUUCUGAUCCGAUCGAUUUCUCCCCUUCAAAAUGGUCAACAACAGCCCUGGGCUGAAUGGCAUCGUCAUCGGCCUGUUGUCAUCCUUUGGGUCGGCCAUCCUGAUCCUUUGCAUUUUCCUGGCAUUCUAUUUCUUUAGGUUCACAGCGUCCGGACGCAUAUUUCUCGACCGUAUCGGUCGGCCGGGCGAAUACGAUGACGAGCAAGAGUUUGCGCGCGAGGAGGCGGAGGCCUUGGAGACGAUGGAUGACUUGCAAAGGACCGAGUAUCUAAGAGCCAAAGCUUUCAUUGCUGCGAAUCCCCCAGAGUCGGUACAAACCGAUAUUUCGCUAUCUCAAUAUCUGGCCAUCCAAGAGAAAGGCGUAUCGGCCUGGGAGUUUGAACCAGAGUUGGAAAUCGCCAACUGCUUCGUCGAAGCCCGGACCGAGAUUGAGUUCUUCGAUUCCGAGUGCACUGUCUUAACCAACCUGCCCGUCCCAAAGCAAAACGACGUUUAUUACUGGGAAGUGAAGAUCUAUGAUAAGCCCGAGAAUACACUCAUAAGCAUAGGCAUGGCCACCAAGCCGUAUCCCUUGUUCAGGUUGCCGGGUUUCCACAAGUUCUCGGUCGCCUAUCUCUCCAACGGUACACGUCGCUAUAACCAGCCCUUUAUGGCUACUCCCUAUGGCCCUCCCAUCGUGCAGGGCGAUGUCAUCGGCGUCGGCUACCGGCCCCGAACGGGAACAAUAUUUUUCACGCGGAAUGGCAAGAAGUUGGAGGAUGUGGUUCAUGGGUUAAAGUCGCAGAACUUUUUCCCGGCAGUCGGCGCGGCGGGCCCGUGUGUGGUUCACGUCAAUCUCGGGCAGGCUGGUUACGUCUACAUCGAGGCCAACGUGAAGAAGUGGGGUCUCGCUCCUAUGACCGGCUCUCUGGCGCCACCACCACCCUACGGCGUCGAAGCAGAUACCGUUCUCCUUGAGACAGGAAAUAAGGACGGCUUCAGCUCACAGCUUCGAGGACACCGAUACAGCAACUCCGCUCAGCUACCCACGCAAGGGCCAAACGUUCCGGAUACUGGCCACGCCCGCUCAAGAUCGGGCAACUUCCGCGUUUUUCCACCUACCAGUCCAGGUCCUCUCCGCAGUCCGACGGAUAUUUCCCUCGCGCACCUGAUACCGACAGAUGACGGCGGGGAACCUAGCAACAGUGCUGCAGCGCUCGUACAUCCAGGCCAAAACCCCAACCACCCAGCAGUCGUCGGCCUCGGUCUGGUCGGUAUCCAGAACCAGCCGCCCCCCGAGUACACCAGUCCCGAGCACUCCGACUCGGAAGAAACAAGCAGCAGCAGAAGUAGCUCCGACAGCGACAACGCACCCUUGAUCCGUCUCACGAGGAGCCGUGGCGCGUCGCUGGCUACCGUAAGGGGGGUCAAUAACGCAUCCGCACCGCCUGCCGCGCGGGAACCGCCUAGCCCGCCGAUCCCCACAUACCAAGACGCUAUCCGGCAGGGCGCAGGGCGGCACAGGAGUGAUAGUGCAAGGAGUGCGGGGACUGCGAGGCGAGAGAGGUGAUGCGCGGUCCAUAAGCGGGCCCCAUGUCGUUUUCUUUUUGCCAGUGGUGAACUGGAAUUAUACCCCUGGGACUGGCUGGGCUGUCUCCGAUGGAAGUUUACGCGGUUUCGGUUGGUUGGCUGGCUGGUCGGUUGGUUCUACCAGGCAGGAGAGGCACUGGCGUUGAAAUCGUGAUUGGACCUCAGGAUUGGGGAAGCAGAACGCAUCAAAGACAUCUUC
Chaetomium strumarium is the source of this 2039-nucleotide messenger RNA. RefSeq names its product concanavalin A-like lectin/glucanase domain-containing protein. Gene Ontology annotation, molecular function: protein binding. The transcript is spliced from 3 exons. NCBI's taxonomy places the organism in Eukaryota, Fungi, Ascomycota, Sordariomycetes, Sordariales, Chaetomiaceae. Gene Ontology annotation, cellular component: endoplasmic reticulum. Bases 303 to 1820 code for a protein of 505 amino acids. The record is from RefSeq and is a predicted model, not a curated record. Gene Ontology annotation, biological process: protein transport to vacuole involved in ubiquitin-dependent protein catabolic process via the multivesicular body sorting pathway.